Hippocampus comes (tiger tail seahorse) is the source of this 1194-nucleotide messenger RNA. RefSeq names its product 3-hydroxyacyl-CoA dehydratase 2 (gene hacd2). The coding region runs from base 175 to 909 and encodes 244 amino acids. Gene Ontology annotation, molecular function: 3-hydroxyacyl-CoA dehydratase activity. Lineage: Eukaryota; Metazoa; Chordata; Actinopteri; Syngnathiformes; Syngnathidae. Gene Ontology annotation, cellular component: endoplasmic reticulum membrane. The record is from RefSeq and is a predicted model, not a curated record. The transcript is spliced from 7 exons. Gene Ontology annotation, biological process: very long-chain fatty acid biosynthetic process; fatty acid elongation; sphingolipid biosynthetic process.
AUAAUAAUACUUUUUCAUUUUAGUAAUAAUAGAUAUUGGAGAAUUCGGAGUACGGGGGGAGGACAAUGACUGACGUCACUUCUGUGUCUUGGCUCCAGUAGUUUUUCCGCCGUGACAGCGGCCACCUUCAAGGGCCAAAGAUCGAUCACCUCCUCGGCUCGCUUGCUUGCAGUCAUGUCGGGAGCUGCUUCGGGGGCUAUCAAGGCGUCUCACGGCGACAAGGCCCCGGCUACAAAGAAGGGACCCGGCGCCUUGGCCACCGCUUAUUUAGUCAUCUACAAUGUUGUGAUGACAGCGGGGUGGCUGGUGAUCGCCGUGGGUCUGGUGCGAGCGUACCUGGCCAGAGGAAGCUACCAUGGCCUCUACUAUUCCAUCGAGAAACCCCUCAAGUUCUUUCAGACAGGCGCCGUCCUGGAGAUUGUACACUGCGCAGUUGGGAUCGUGCCGUCCUCCGUCGUCCUGACUAGCUUCCAGGUCAUGUCUCGGGUCUUUCUCACAUGGGCCGUCACGCACAGCGUCCGAGAGGUGCAAAGCGAGGACAGCGUGCUGCUCUUUGUUAGCGCUUGGACCGUCACCGAGAUCAUCCGCUACUCCUUCUACACCUUCAGCCUGCUCAACCACCUGCCGUACCUCAUCAAGUGGGCCCGGUACACCUUUUUCAUCGUGCUGUACCCGAUGGGCGUCAGCGGCGAGCUUCUGACCAUCUAUGCGGCGUUGCCCCACGUGCAAAAGACGGGCCUGUACUCGGUCACGCUGCCCAACAAGUACAACUUCUCCUUCGACUACCACACCUUCCUCAUCCUCGUCAUGAUCUCCUACAUUCCGUUGUUCCCUCAGCUCUACUUCCACAUGAUCCGACAGAGGAAGAAGGUUCUGGGCCCCGCCAACGCCUACAGCAAGGUGGAGUGAGACGGAAUUGGACACUUUCAAUCCAAACAAACAAACAAAAAAAAAAAAAACGGACCUCGCAAGCUCCUUUCAUUCGUAUUUCCUCAAACUACUACUACUGUUGUCUUUAUUAUUUUCCUCAAUUUUAUUUAUGAACAAAUUGACCGAGCAACACCGUUUGGUGCGCUCAAGGAUGCACUGAAGGAAUCCGCUGCCUUUUUUUUUUUUAAAUAGAGUGCAGCCUCCCAAUCCUCCUGUGUUAAUGUUUGUUUCUUGCUUUCAUGACAAUAAACAUGUUUGACUCUC